AGAUAUUUUAAAGGGACAAAGCACAGCAUGGCGGGAAAGGCGGGGCCAUGUUGCUGCCCCGCCCCUCGCUUAGCGGUUGGUUGCGGAAGGAACUACCCACUGGCGUUUCAGGGCUCGCCCAGGCCCCCGUCGCGGUGCAUUAUGGGGAGCGUAGUGUCCGUGGAGCUCACCGGCGUGGGCGUGACGGACUACACCGCUUUGCAUCUCGGGAGGCCGCGCUCACCAACUUCUGCUAAGAGGGCGGCGGGGACGGCGGAGGUCCGCUGGAGCGCGAGGAAGCGCUCAGCCGGGCCCGCCCGGCUCCUUCUCUCUCGCGGGCCGAGAACCCGGUGGGCCUUCGGAAAAAUUGGGCGUCCGGCCGCCUCCCUGCCAGGGUUGCUGAGCGCCCACCCUCUUCCCGCAGCCCAGCGAUGCCCGGCUGCGAGCUACCCCAGGGCAUCUGCCCGGAUAUGUGCCCGGCCGCCGAGCGCGCCGAGCGCGAAAGAGAGCGCCGCCUUCACCGCUUGGAGGUGGCGCCCGGGUGCCGCGGGGGCCCGCCGCGCGCCGAUCCGGCGAUGGUGCUGGAGACCGCGCUGGCCACGCUGCUGGCCGUGGUGGCGCGGCUCGGGCCGGACGGGGCACGCGGGCCCCUGGACGCAGUGCUGCUGCAGACCCAGGUGCAGGAGAGCUUCGGUUCUCUGCGGCGCUGCUACGCGCAGAGCGGAGGCCCUCACCCCCGCCAGGCCACCUUCCAGGGUCUCUUUCUGCUCUAUAAUUUGGGCUCCACAGAAGCCCUGCGAGAGGUCCUUCAACUGCCUGCCGCCCUGCGUGCCUGUCCAGCCCUGCGCAUGGCCCUCACUGUGGAUUCAGCAUUCCGAGAGGGCAACACUGCCCGCCUGUUCCGCCUGCUCCGGAGCCUGCCCUACCUGCAAAGCUGUGCUGUGCAGGGCCAUGUGGGCCAUGCCCGCCGCCUCGCCCUCGCCCGCCUCACUCAUGCCCUGAGUACCUCCAAGGGGCAGACUUUGCCUCUGAGCUUCAUGGUCCACCUGCUGGCCCUGGAUGGGCUCCACGAAGCGCGAGACCUGUGCCAGGCCCACAGACUGCCCUUGGAUGGAGGGGAGAGGGUUGUGUUCCUGAGGGGUCACUAUGCUGAGGAAGGGCUCCCGCCUGCAGGAACCUGCCACGUGUUAGUGGGAAGCAAGCUCCAGGGGCGCACCCUGGAGGAAGUGGUCAUGACUGAGGAGCAGGAUGAGGUGGUGCACAGACCAGCAUCCCCCACAUGUGGGAGAUGUACCUCUCCUAGAGGACUGGGUCAAAGCAAUUAGGUUUCUGUUUUCAUGAUUCCUGGACAAUAAAAUGAACUUGUUUUAUAGGGACUAA
Messenger RNA from Chinchilla lanigera (long-tailed chinchilla), 1359 nucleotides. RefSeq names its product SAC3 domain containing 1 (gene Sac3d1). NCBI's taxonomy places the organism in Eukaryota, Metazoa, Chordata, Mammalia, Rodentia, Chinchillidae. Gene Ontology annotation, cellular component: spindle; nucleus; centrosome. Gene Ontology annotation, biological process: spindle assembly; centrosome duplication. The record is from RefSeq and is a predicted model, not a curated record.